AGCUAGCUAGCCCCGCCUUCGGUGAGCGCUAGAGAGAGAUAUGGCGAUGACUGUAUUUUCUGCCUCCGGACUCGGAAUGCUGGUUAUGGCAGGAUUCCUUGCACUGGCAGCCGUGGCUCAACUGAAUGAUCCUGAUCCACUGGUGUGGAUGGCUGCGUAUGGCCUUCCAGCAGUCCUCACUCUCUGGACAUGUAUCACUGACAUUGGUAAGGGAGCUCAGUGUGUAAAGGCCAUCCAUUGGAAGGUGGUUGUGGAGGCUCUUAUGUCUUGCAGUUCUCAUGAGUGUGGGAGUCUUUGCUGUCUCAGUUGUGUAUCCCACAGUCAGAGAUGGAAACAUUGGCAACAUCUUGACCUCGGAGGAGGGAAGGGAAACUGCUGGUCUUAUGAUUGUGAUUUUCUGGCUGCUACUUUUGCUACUGUUUCAAAGGGCAAUCUGGUUUGAUUGUGGUCUACUGGCAUUUGCGAUUGUACCUCCAAGUGCAUGGAUCGCCUACAAGUUCUACAUCCAGGAGACACUCAGUCUUCCUCAACACUGCGAGGGACUAGUAUAACCCUUUUGGUCACACAAUGUUGUAAUCUACACACUUGUAACAAAACUCGCACAAUUGUGAACUUUGACCCGGUAGGCAGGUGGCAUGGCGGCAUUAUCUCGUAAAAACCACCCACGCAUCCUCAGAAGUGGUCAGUCGGCACUCGGAUUUGGCGGUCGGCAGUCGGAGCUUUGAUGUUGCUUUCAUCUACCCUUUCAGAGACGGCGAUGCAGUGGUACAGAGGUCUAGUUGCCUGUGCUACUAUUGCGACUCUGGCUCUCAUUUUGUUCGCAACCAUUAAUCUCCACGCCAUAACUACAACUUUGACUAGUGGCAGAGAAUACCCAUGUCCAAACUGCGGCGAUUCAUCUCAAGAAUCUCAAAGCAGAGUUCUCUUCUCAGCCAAAGAAAAAUCCAGCAACAAAUCUCCUCCAGAAAAGUGCCCUGAAUUUCAUAACCAAUACUGCAGUUCUGACCGAAAUGAACCGCAGCAGUGCCCCACAACCAGUUACCCAGCAUUCAGAAGGAAUAGAAGCCACUCAGGAUUGUGCACAGAAGAAUUGUCUUGAGUACUUAUCCGACAGUGAGAAACGUAGUGUGAGUGCAUGUGCGAGACGCGUCAGGACCAAAGAUCACUACAAGGGGCCGAUACGCCAGAAUGAAUGCAAGUUCCUACCUAGCAGUGGUCGUGGUCCUGGUCCUGUCGCAUUGGUCAGUGCGCGAGGCUCUGGAAAUACGUGGACCAGGGGACUACUUGAGAAGGCCACUGGCAUUUGUACGGGGUUCAUAUCCUGUGACACGGCCAUGAGAGCCCAUGGAUACGUUGGAGAGAACGUCAAGAGCGGGAAAGUGCUUGUGGUCAAGACACACUCAGUUGUACCAAAGUGGCAGGGAGAGAAAAAUUCUCACGCGAAACCCGACGACGCCAGGUACACAUCGGCCGUCUUGAUUCUCCGCAACCCUGCCGAAUCUGCAAUUGCAGAGUGGAACAGGAGAUCAGCCGAGAAGGUUCUUGGAAAACACAAUUUCUCUAUAGCACGAGAAAGACACACAUACACCAUUCCAAAGGAGUUCUUUGAGGGGAAGGGAUGGGAUAGUUUCUUGCACAAGUACAUGAGGGACUGGAGCACUCGCUUGCAUCAGUGGGUGAUAAACCAGGACAAUCACCCAGUUCACAUCUUGCACUAUGAAGAUCUCAAACAGGACACUGUGGGGGAAAUUGCAAAAACCCUCCAUUUUUUGAACGUGUCGUACGAUUCAGAUAUACUGCGAAGCAAACUAAGUGUGGACUACUCUGAGUUCCAGCGACCACAUGACAGCGAAGAUUUUGAACAUUAUUCCCUUGAGCAGAAGGAAUUUCUUAGGUCAGUGCUGCUGGAAGCGAAAGAGGCUGCAGAGAGAGCAAGCAAAGCCAAUCUUCUCCAACUGGACAAAUAUAUAUGCCUUCUCUCUAGUACUUUUACUCUUACACAAACUAAGGUU
Molecule: messenger RNA, 2012 nt
Organism: Geodia barretti
Lineage: Eukaryota; Metazoa; Porifera; Demospongiae; Tetractinellida; Geodiidae
Source: the annotation of a GenBank genome assembly